Hemibagrus wyckioides is the source of this 563-nucleotide messenger RNA. RefSeq names its product thymosin beta 2 (gene tmsb2). Gene Ontology annotation, cellular component: cytoplasm. The coding region runs from base 161 to 298 and encodes 45 amino acids. The record is from RefSeq and is a predicted model, not a curated record. Gene Ontology annotation, molecular function: actin monomer binding. NCBI's taxonomy places the organism in Eukaryota, Metazoa, Chordata, Actinopteri, Siluriformes, Bagridae. Gene Ontology annotation, biological process: actin filament organization; regulation of cell migration. The transcript is spliced from 3 exons.
CCUCUUUCUCUCUCCCUCCGUCUCUUGGAUAAAUCCACACCCUGGUGGAGAUGCAGAAGCACAGACACUAGCAAAGGCUUCCUUCACACACACACACACACAAUCUCACUCUCUCUCCUUCCCUGCUUGUGGAAACAGCCCUUUUGUACCAUACGCUAGCAUGUCUGACAAGCCAGAUCUCACAGAGAUUGCCAGGUUUGACAAAACCAAGCUGAAAAAGACAGAGACAAAAGAAAAGAACCCUCUGCCAACCAAAGAGACUAUUGAACAGGAGAGAAAAGGAGAUACAAGCCGCUAACCUGAUGGAGAAGAGGAAGGCCAAGCACAACAGAUGCUCCUUUGAUGACACAUUAUUAAAUAUUAACUAUUUAUGUUUCCUUUUUAAGUUUAGUGGGUAUUACUGCCCCUUGUGAUGCAUGGUUACCAUGGUAGUGUCACCUUCAGGAAAAAAGAGCGACAUAGGAUAGUGUUUGAACAUGGAUCUUUUAACAAAUUCAAUUAAUAGCAAUUUUCUAAAUAAAAAUCUUCAUGAAAUAAAGACAAAAUAUGAACACACAAUCAGA